This is a messenger RNA of Chenopodium quinoa (quinoa), 1113 nucleotides long. RefSeq lists its product as uncharacterized. The transcript has 3 exons. NCBI's taxonomy places the organism in Eukaryota, Viridiplantae, Streptophyta, Magnoliopsida, Caryophyllales, Amaranthaceae. The coding region runs from base 1 to 1113 and encodes 370 amino acids. The record is from RefSeq and is a predicted model, not a curated record.
AUGGUUUCAAAUGUUACAAAAUCCCAUCUCCCUCGUAACCCCAGUUCUGCUCUUCGUGACCCGAAUUGGAAAAUGGCUAUGGAUGAUGAAUUUAAUGCUCUUAUUAAUAAUAAGACAUGGGAGUUGGUGCCCCAUCCACCUGAUGUUAAUGUUAUUCGUUCUAUGUUGAUUUUUACUCAUAAGAAUGAUUUUUUACAUGGUGAGCUUAAAGAGACUGUCUAUGUGCAUCAACCUCUUGGUUUCCGUGAUCGAACUCACCCUGAUUAUAUGUGUUUACCACGGAAGUCAUUAUAUGGUCUUAAAUGGGCACCCAGAGCUUGGUACAAGAGGUUUGCUGAUUUUGUUGCUUUUAUUGGUUUUACUACUAGUAGGAGUGACACUUCUCUUUUUAUUUACCGUGUUGGUAAGGAUGUGGCUUAUUUGAUGCUAUAUGUUGAUGAUAUUAUUCUUACCACUUCUAAUGAUGCUCUACGGCGAUCUAUUAUGUUCCGUCUUAGCUCAGAGUUUUCUAUGAAGGACUUUAGUCCUCUUGAUUAUUUUCUUGGUAUUAUUGUGACAAGGCAUAAAGGUGGAUUAUUUUUGUCACAACAAAGAUAUGCUGAGGAAAUCAUUGACAGGGCAGGGAGGAACUCGUGUAAGCCUUCGGCUACUCCAGUUGAAGUUAAGCCAAAGAUCAGUGCUUCGGAUUCCCCAUUUGCAGAUCUGACGCUAUACCGCAGCCUUGGUGGGGCGCUACAAUAUCGCACUUUUAGAAGGCCGGAUACAUCUUAUCCGUGCAACAGUUUACAUCUAUAUCCAUCAUCUAAUUCUUCUCUUAUUUCUUAUACUGAUGCUAAUUGGGGUGGGUGUCCCGAUACGAGACGCUCUAAGUCCGAAUAUUGUGUAUUUUUGGGUGAUAAUUUGAUUUCUUGGUCCUCUAAAUGCCAAGAUACUCUUUCUAAGUUUAGUGUAGAGGCAGAGUACCGGGGAGUUGCUAAUGUGGUUUCUGAGUCAUGCUGGAUUCGGAAUUUGUUAUUGGAGCUACAUUGUCCGAUUAAAAAGGAUACAUUGGUGUAUUUUGACAAUGUGAGUGCUAUUUCACUACUAGAAAACAGGCAAAUAACGACGGAUUAG